This is a messenger RNA of Vigna unguiculata (cowpea), 1182 nucleotides long. RefSeq lists its product as uncharacterized. NCBI's taxonomy places the organism in Eukaryota, Viridiplantae, Streptophyta, Magnoliopsida, Fabales, Fabaceae. The record is from RefSeq and is a predicted model, not a curated record. Gene Ontology annotation, molecular function: DNA-binding transcription factor activity; DNA binding. Gene Ontology annotation, biological process: regulation of DNA-templated transcription.
AGUGUAACUUCUCAUAGGAAAAUGGCAAGGAAGAGAAAGGUUUCUGAAGAAGUUGAAGAGAGAAAUCCAUCUGAUGAAACCAUGGCAUGGGAUGAGGUGAUAAAGGAAGCUGCUGCACUAGGAAGUGGCAGAAGAUUGAGGAAGAGAUUUGUUGGGGUGAGACAAAGGCCUUCAGGAAGAUGGGUGGCUGAAAUAAAGGAUACAAUUCAGAAGAUAAGAGUGUGGUUAGGAACCUUUGAUACAGCUGAGGAAGCUGCAAGAGCCUAUGAUGAAGCUGCAUGUCUUCUUCGAGGUGCCAACACCAGAACAAACUUCUGGCCUAAUUCUCAAUCUUCCUCAACUCCUGUUCUUCCCUCAAAGAUUACCAAUCUCCUCCUUCAAAGGCUCAAAGCAAGGAACAACACUAGAACAAAGCCUUGCACUGUUUCUUCAACCAACCAGCAACAAAACCAACAAGAAGAUGUACGUGGAACUGAGUCAACAUGUUUCACAUUGGACCAAUUCUCAGAUUUGCUUAAUGACUCUGAAGAUUACAGCACGAACAACAAUGAGUUUGGCAAUGACAGUGCACAAAUUGAUUGCAUCACAAGUAGCCUUGAAUCGUGUUUGAAUGAGAAUGAUGAUUGCAGGGAAAAGGAAAAAGAAACGGAAAUGGAAUUUGACUUCAACAGUGUGACACAGACAUCAAGUGCUGAUGUAAAUUCAGGAGAGGAAAGAGAGGAAGACAGUGAAGAAGGAAGUGAUUUGAGUGUUCAGGAUUUUCAGUUCCUGGACAAUGUUGUUCCAUCCAGUUAUCAAUAUUCAGUAUUUGAGGUCACUGAAGAGAUUGAGGAGCAGUUGGAGGCUGAGAACUGUGGUGAUGAGCCUUCAAUGUUUAGAGAUGUCAUGAAGAGAAUGAAAUAUGAGAGGAAGUUUUCAGCUUCCCUCUAUGCCUUCAAUGGAAUACCUGAAUGCUUGAAGUUGAAAGUUGAAUCAGGAAACAAAGAUAGAAGUGGGGUUUGUAUUUCUAAUGAACUAACCAACCUCAAGAUGGCUUGCAGCAAAAACAAAAUUGAGGGUAUUGAGAAGAAUGAAGAACAAAUAGAAGCAAUGGAUAGGAAAGAACCACAAAUAUCCAGUAUUGAUGAUGAACUGUUACUAUGGAAUUCACUUGAUCUUCCUGUUAUUUGUUGUGUUAACUAG